UAAGGAAAGAAUAGUGUAGGCUAUAUAACUUCCCCUCUCAAUGAUAUGAACCAUUUCUGGUAUGACGUUCUGAGAAGGCUCUAGCUCCACGCCAAUAUUACCAUAGCCUCCAAUCGUCAUACAUUGAAACAUUUCACGUGGAAAUAAUUUCAAGCCCUCCGUGGAAAAAUGAACCAUGAAAUCACCUGUGUGGUGAGUGAUCUGGACUUUGUCUUUCCCUAGAAGCUCCUCAGUCCACUUUAUGAUGCAACACAAAAAGUUCUUAUGUAUCGAUUUCAACGUAUUUUGGGCUGCCUGGUGGUCUCCUACCUUGUUUUUUCUCCCAUUCUUCUAUCAGCAGAUGAACUUAACCACUUGAUCCAUGCAUCAGAGUCAAAUAUUACUGGGAAACUCAUAUUUCGUCAGAUGGAAGGGAAUUUAACACUCAUGCUGAGCGAUGGUGUAUUAGCUGCUGACAUCCCAACUGAUGUACUCUUUAAGUAUGUCUCACCCUGGCACACUCCUCAGUCUGCCAGGAUCACAUACAGCUGGGAUCUGGGCAAUGGAGAGUCAGUCACUGGACGGGAUCCAGUUGUGCACUGCAAUUACAAAGUGCCAGGAAACUACACUUUGAAGUUGAGAGUCGGGGCAAGUGGUAAACACUCAAGACUUAGUGGAAGGUUCACUAAAGAACUACAGGUCCUGGAUGCCAUUCGAAGCAUUAAGCUGAAAGGUCCGGCAAGUUACGGUGUGGACCAAAACAUCAGUCUGACUCUACUUGUUGGUGGAAGCUCUCCCAAAUGGAUUUGCUGGUGGAUCCUGCCUGACUGCCUUUCCACCCAUGUGACUGACUGUAGCCUUGUGGAGCUUUAUGAGAACAAGUUCACGCUGAGCCACACAUUCUCCUCUGAGGGCACCUACUGUUUGGAGAUCAGUGCUCACAAUGACGUCAGCAUGCUGCAGACUUCGUACAGCAUCCAUGUCCAAAGUGGCCCUUCUAGUCACCUGCUCUUCAUCCUGCCCUGUGCCUCGGUCAUCCUGGCCAUCCUUAUCCUCAUCACCAUCUCUGUGUGCUGUCCACGCCAUCUAACUCUAAAGAAGAAGGCAGAGGUGUCCUUAAAUGUGUCCACCUACACAACCCUGGAAAUGAAAAGCCCAGAUGGGGCCCUGUGCUCUCAGCCAGUGUCACAGGAGAAUGAAGACCUUCCUCUCUUUUUUGAUCCAGGGCAACAUUAUUCCUCCUAGCUGCCCUCUAAGCACUACUUCAUCCACUUUCAUAAACAGACAAAUAAACAAACAUGGCUAAGCUUU
Molecule: messenger RNA, 1290 nt
Organism: Clupea harengus (Atlantic herring)
Lineage: Eukaryota; Metazoa; Chordata; Actinopteri; Clupeiformes; Clupeidae
Gene: tmem130
Product: transmembrane protein 130
Cellular component (GO): plasma membrane
Source: RefSeq, a predicted model, not a curated record